Messenger RNA from Bursaphelenchus okinawaensis, 3157 nucleotides. The record is from the annotation of a GenBank genome assembly. NCBI's taxonomy places the organism in Eukaryota, Metazoa, Nematoda, Chromadorea, Rhabditida, Aphelenchoididae.
AUGGAGGUAUGUUCUGGAAUUUAUGAGUUUAAGUGAUUUUUAUGAAAAGACACAGAAUUUGUAGCUUUUAAAGGUCUUUAUUUAUAUUUAAAAGUUAACUUAAGAGCUUUUUUAGUUUUAAAUACUGUAAAUUACUAUUACUGUUAGCUUGAGGACUUAAUUAAGCAUCUCAUGAUUAUGGAUAACGUUUAUUUAAUACAAUUUUUUAGGAUUACACAUUUGCUGAAUCUCCCGACGCUCACUACGUACUCUACUACUUUUUACACGCAACCGGAUUGAGUUACGACAAGUUAAUCAAAGAAUUGAGGAACAACCACUACAACACUCGAAUCAUGAACGCUAUCAGAAGCGGAAGAGAUCAAGCCGUCAGAAUCCGACCGGUGUAUCAUUCAGAAAAAGAAGAUACAUCAUUGGACAAAUGUUUUGAGUUUAUUGAAAGCAGAAAAGCAUCUUUGGGUAACGAGAGGAAUAGAAUGAUUGUCAGAUUCUUCAACACGACUAACAGAAAGUUGGACAUGAUCUGGGUUAGAGAUCGGGUAAGAUUUUGGCUUUCUUGUUUAUGUUUUAGGUGGAAUUUCAAAUUACUGAUGCAUUAGAGUUUUAUGAAGCUGUAGAUACUAAUGUCGUUUUGAUAUAACGUUUAGUUAUGGGUCAUCGUUACAUUUUUAAGUGUAUAUGCAAGCUUUAUUUAAUAAGUCUUGUUGUUUUAGGAAAUGGACGACUCCUACUACAUGUCACUGGCUCCAAAAGGCUACACAGACAUCCAAACCUUUGAAGGGCAUUGUUGGGUAUUCAGAGAUUCAGAAGAUGGUGAAAUGUAUACAUUCAAACAUACCAACGACAAGGUAUUUUAUCCGAUGAAUGGCAAGGUUGUUGGCCAUUAUGAACCUCAAAAUGCUGCUCCAUUACCGAUUGUUUUUGGUUUUGUAAAGGAUGAAAUGAAGUCGCUAAAGAAGCUGUGCCUUAAAGCCAUUUCUAAACAAUUUACUCCACAACAGAUUCUCAGUAAACCAAUUCCAUUCAGUUUGAUGACAGACGUUCUACAACAAUAUAUCAACAGUGUGUCAUAUAAAAAUGGUAUUAAGACGGACAGAGUGUUAGAGAAACCAGAAGAAAUAGAGGCGAAACAAGUUGUAGAUCAUCUGAAUGAAACACUGACAGAGCUGUUGAAACAAGAGUUACAUCUUGAUUUGGCUUGUUUUAGAAAACGAAAAAUUGGGUUGGAAAAUGAAGUUGAAGCGAUUGAAUUGGAGGAUUCUAAAAGGUAAGAUUUAGACAAUUGUUUUUUUUAUUUAGAAGUGUAAAAGUACAAAAUAUAAGUUUGUAUUACCUAGGUGCGUAGCGUAUGAUGUGAUAGGACUAGAUUAGGUAUUGAGAACUAUUUUGGACUAAAAUUGUUUUAGGUUUCCAGAGACUCUUUAAGUCACUAGAAUUUACUCUUUUUUACCUUGAACUCCAGAACUCCUAUUAGAGUUCAUCAAAAAGGGCAUGUGUUUAAUUUAUGUUACUUAAGGUUUUUGUAAAUUUACAAAAAUGAACUUGUGGUAUUCUAGAAAGUUUUACUGUAAUUAGCUCUUUUUCUAUUAACUUUUGUCUUUUGAACAAGCUUUUGUUUGAUAAACUCACGAAAAGUACUUAAAUGCGCAAAAAACCAGUCGUAAUGAGAUUGCACUUUAAUGUUUGCGAUUCAGACUACUGAUUGAAACAGUAGAGUUACGUUUGAGGGAGGUGUCAGUAGACAAAAAAGUGUGAUACGAAAAAAAUCUUAGGGAUUAAACGUUUUUAAAUUUAAAAACGAAUGUUUUGAAUUUUAAAUUUAAGCUGUUUUUUGCCAUAAAUAACACUUGAAUAUCAUAAUGAUGCAAAUUAUCAAAAUUGUAACUUGUAUCAUUUUUUAUUACAGUACAUUGUGAUAACAAAUGAUACGAAAGCGGAAGAAUUCUCUUUUGAGGUCAUUCCCCGCCGUGCUAGGAAUAAUAUUGUUCACGUGAAAAUCAACCAGACGAUUUUUGCUUCAGCUGGCUUUUUUAGAGAGAGACAAGUGCAAAAAUCUCUUGAUAUGAGUAGGUCUAGUCAGUGACAUUCGAUUGACCAAUUGGACUGGGAAAAAAGAGUUAUUACUUUUUUAAUACGAGCAGUGAAAGUAGACUGAUCACAUUGUAAAGGGUUACUUUAAAUUGUUAUUGAAAGCUCAGUGUUGUUGAAAAGAAUCGGUUAUGGUAGUGAUAGUUAGUACAAGGCUGUGAGAGUUACUGCUAUUUGAGCUAAAGGUCUUUUGACUAUAGGUUAUUGAUCUACGAUGACUAUUUCUAUUAGUUUGUGUACAAAGUUAAUAUUAGAAAGACCUUGCUCUCGAUUUUGUAUUAAAAACACAUGGACUUUAACCUAAAAGCACUGCUCAUACGUCAAAUUUAGUGUCAUGAGGAGCCAAAUAUGAUAUUUCAUGUGAUAAAAUUGUAGUUUAUGGCUGAAAUUUAGUCUGGGCGAUGUUAAACCUUUAGUCGAAUUUUGUUUAUAAGGUAUUGAACUCAAACUUAUUGCUUUUCAUUGUAAUUGAACAAAAAAUCUUGAAGCAAAACUUUAAAUACAGUAAGAAAAUCAAAGAAAAUCUUUGUUGACUCUGUUUACUGACAAAAAAUAACUAUACGAUUGAUUACCAGUUUGUUUUUGAUUAUUUGCAGCUUCAAAAUAGAGCAAAACAAGUGUCAAAGUCUGAAAACCAAAGCUCGAGGCAAUAUUUUUGGGUUCAAUAUGUGAAAGAUUAUUCGAAAUAAGUUGCGUAACAUUACUGAAACUAAUAUACUGAUUUUUGAACAAUAAGUAACAUGACAUGAGCUAGACAAACAAACUCAACACGAUCUGAGUUUCAGUUGAUCAAAGAUUGGGGCUGAGGAUUAAUGAAACAACUUUUAAAUAAGGUUUUCAUAAGGUUUGGCUGAGAAAUUUAAGGAUACUAAAGGUGUUCUAUAAGAAUUUUAUUACUUUGUUUACUUUGUACUACAUAACAUGAUGUAAAAGAUGAAAUACACCGAAAUAACGAUAUAUUUUUACCUUGACAAAUUUUUAAAUUAAUAUUUAUUCAUAUAUCAACCAAACAACAACGAAACUUACAGUAUUCCAUUUCAGAGCAAAAGCCCAAACAGAACAAUCACAAUAA